Rosa chinensis is the source of this 1310-nucleotide messenger RNA. Its product is annotated as probable uridine nucleosidase 2. Gene Ontology annotation, molecular function: purine nucleosidase activity. Lineage: Eukaryota; Viridiplantae; Streptophyta; Magnoliopsida; Rosales; Rosaceae. The record is from RefSeq and is a predicted model, not a curated record. Gene Ontology annotation, biological process: purine nucleoside catabolic process. Gene Ontology annotation, cellular component: cytosol. The transcript is spliced from 9 exons. The coding region runs from base 89 to 1057 and encodes 322 amino acids.
CGUCAGCCUCACCGACUGUUCUCGGCUCCGUCACCGAUAGUGGUGGUAUAUAUCGAGUGACAUCAUCAGUCAGCAGGAGGCUGAAGCCAUGGCAGUGAAUGAACCCAAGAAGAUCAUCAUUGACACCGAUCCUGGUAUCGAUGAUGCCAUGGCCAUAUUCGUGGCAUUGAAGUCGCCAGAGGUGGAAGUGAUUGGACUGACAACUAUCUAUGGGAAUGUUUAUACAACUCUGGCCACGAGAAAUGCCUUGCAUUUGUUGGAGUUUGCAGGGAGAACUGAUAUUCCCGUGGCUGAAGGAUCCCAUGUCACAAUAACUCAAGGUACAAAACUUCGUAUUGCUGAUUUUGUUCAUGGUACGGAUGGACUUGGAAACCAAAACUUCCCUCCACCAAAUGGAAAGCCAAUUGAACAGUCUGCCGCAGCUUUUCUGGUGGAGCAAGCAAACCUUUACCCUGGAAAAGUCACUGUGGUAGCAUUAGGCCCACUUACAAAUAUUGCACUGGCUAUAAAACUAGAUCCUGCAUUUGCAAAGAACAUUGGGCAGAUUGUUCUUCUUGGUGGCGCUUUUGCAGUCAAUGGGAAUGUAAAUCCAGCAGCAGAGGCCAAUAUAUUUGGAGAUCCAGAUGCUGCAGAUAUGGUAUUCACAAGUGGAGCAGAUGUUUUGGCCGUGGGCCUAAAUGUUACCCAUCAAGUUGUCUUGACAGAUGCUGAUCGGGACAAGUUGACCAAGUCAAAUGGAAAAUUUGCUCAGUACCUGUGCAAAAUUUUAGAUGUGUACUUCUCUUACCAUCAUGAUGCCUAUAGCACGAAAGGAGUUUACCUUCAUGAUCCUACAGCCCUUCUGGCAGCUGUUAAUCCUUCACUUCUAACUUACACAGAGGGUGUUGUUAGAGUCCAGACAAGUGGCAUCACAAGAGGGCUCACAAUUUUGUAUAACAAACAGAAAAGGUUCGGUGAAGUCACAGAAUGGUGUGAUAAACCCACGGCGAAGGUAGCAGUUACUGUUGAUGCUCCCACAGUGGUCAACUUGGUCAUGGAACGGCUGAUGGACUCUUGAAGUUGAAGUAACCAAUGUUGUUGGCGUGUUUGAAGAUUUGGCUUCCAUUUUCAUUACAGCACAUAACCGGCCGAUGAUCCGGUUGUUGCACGGUUAUGCUUGAAUGUUGCUUGCUUGAUACAUAAGGCAUCUUCCCUUCCCGAUAAUAAUUUCAUGCGGAAAUUGUAUGUAAUUUAUUCCGCUGCUGGCAGUAAGACAGUAAGUUCAUGAUCAUGUGGGUACAAUGUUGUUCAUUAAAUCGAUUUUAUAUCAA